AUGCCUCCUGAAAACCACGCCGCGUAUCUCGUGAACCCACGCGCCAGACCGCUCCAAGUUAAAUCUGCGCCGUACACGGCCCCCGGGCCCGACGAAAUUGUUGUUAAAAACGGUGCUAUUGCCGUCAAUCCAGUAGAUUACGGGAAGCAGUGCGGUGGUGACUACCUGUUCGCCUGGCUUAAAUACUCCAUAGUACUCGGAAGCGAUGUAGCUGGCGAAGUGGUGGAGGCCAUUGCUGUCGGCGUCGACAAACGAUCAUCCAAGCCAUCAGAAGGCGCAUUCCAAGAAUACACCGUACUACGGAGCCAUUUAGCUGCAAAGAUUCCGGACAAUCUAUCAUACGAGAAGGCCUGUGUCUUACCCAUGGGCAUUUCCACUGCCUCCUGUGGCCUCUUCAUGAAGGAUUAUGCCGCGCUGAGAUACCCUACAUCACCGUAUGAACACCCCAGCGACCAGGCGCCGCCAGCUGCAUUCAUCGUAUGGGGUGGCUCGACCAGCGUCGGCACCAACGCCAUCCAGCUUGCAAAGGCCGCUGGAUACGAGGUCCUUACGACAGCGUCACCUAGAACCUUUGGGUAUGUGAAUGAGUUAGGAGCAUCACAGGUCUUCGACUACAAUGACCCAAACACUCCUAGUGCUAUGAUAGCUGCGCUAAAGAAUAAGACUUGUGCGGGUGCCAUCGCUAUCGGUAAGGGGUCACUUGAAGCCUGCAUCGAUAUCGUGGCCGCGGUCCCCGGUCGCAAGUUCGUUGCGCAGGCAAGCGUGCCUCUCGAUGCGGCGAAGGUGCCGGGGAAUAUCGUGGGCCUGGUUGGUGUCGUGAUGGGUUAUAUAUGGUGGAACAUCUCCAGGACUUUCCGCGCAAAGAUAAAGGGCGUGUCGGUCAAGUUUAUCUGGGGCACCGACCUCAUGGCAAAUGAAGUCGGCGGGAUGAUCUACAAUGAUUUUCUGCCUGCGGCGCUUGCCAGUGGGCAAUACAAGGCGAAGCCGGAGCCGCAGGUUGUAGGAAAGGGCCUGGAACGUAUUCAAGAUGCGUUGGAUGUAAAUAUGAGAGGUGUUUCGGCCGCGAAAGUUGUAGUUACUAUGUGAGGGCGGAUUGUGAUAUUGGACUUGCGAUAUAUUGUGAGGUACCUAACCUAAUAUUCGUGGGUUAGUGUGGAUUGGC
This is a messenger RNA of Daldinia vernicosa, 1162 nucleotides long. RefSeq names its product zinc-binding oxidoreductase CipB. Gene Ontology annotation, molecular function: oxidoreductase activity, acting on NAD(P)H. NCBI's taxonomy places the organism in Eukaryota, Fungi, Ascomycota, Sordariomycetes, Xylariales, Hypoxylaceae. The record is from RefSeq and is a predicted model, not a curated record. The transcript is spliced from 2 exons. The coding region runs from base 1 to 1086 and encodes 361 amino acids.